Molecule: messenger RNA, 1246 nt
Organism: Melitaea cinxia (Glanville fritillary)
Lineage: Eukaryota; Metazoa; Arthropoda; Insecta; Lepidoptera; Nymphalidae
Product: interleukin enhancer-binding factor 2 homolog
Exons: 10
Coding region: 1-1185 (394 amino acids)
Source: RefSeq, a predicted model, not a curated record
AUGAAUCGUAAUAAUAUGGUACGAGGCGCCGGUCGUGGAGGCAGAGGGAUGCCUGGACGCGGUGGAAUGGGCCGACCGCCCUUCAACAGGCCACGUGUGCUGAUGCUGAGGCCUCCAUUCGAUUUAAUCCUCGCAGAACCCGCUUUCCCUCGUUGUAAACCCGCACCUGACGAUUCCGCUUUGACACAGGCACUUCUCAAAAGACACACAGAACUUUGCCCUACUCCAACGGAACAAGCAGCUGUGCUUAGCCUCGUUACAAAGCUCCAAACAGUAUUGGACAAUUUGGUAGUUGCACCUGGGGAUUUUGCAGCUUGCCAAUUGGAGGAGGUUCGUCAAGUCGGUUCUUACAAAAAAGGAACAAUGAUGGCGGGCAAAAAUGUCGCCGAUAUAGUGGUCAUCAUGAAGACCUUGCCCACUAAAGAGGCUGUGGAGGGGCUGUCAAAUAAAGUUAACGAAGAGCUCAAUAAGCUCAUGCGAGCCGAGGGUCUGGCGCCGGUGACUUGCCAGUGUAACGAGCGUGGCUUCACCGUGACCGCAGUCGCUGCUGUCAGAGUUCUGGUCACCACGCUGCACCAGAAUCUCCGUAAAUUGGAACCUGAGGUUCAUUUGGACUACAAAGUGAUCAGUAGCCACCUGGCAGCCAUAAGACACAGCCGUUGGUUCGAGGAGAAUGCUCACCAUUCCUCUAUCAAGGUACUAAUCCGCCUGUUACGCGACAUGUGCGCGCGUCACGCGGGUCUCGAACCCCUGACCCCCUGGAUGAUAGACCUCCUGGCGCACCACUGCAUCAUGAACAACCCGGCCCGCCAGGCUCUGCCCAUCAAUGUAGCCUUCAGACGCGCGCUGUCGCUGCUGGCGGGCGGGCUGUUCCUGCCGGGCUGCGCGGGGCUGCCGGACCCCUGCGAGGCGGCGCACUCGCGCGCGCACACCGCCCUGGACCUGGCCGCCCAGGACCACGCCGCCGCCACCGCCCAGACUCUCCUUCGUGUGGUGGCCCGAGGAGGACAUCGGUACGUGUUGGGACUGCAGGCCUUCGAGGGUGGCAAGGACAUCUCCACUGAGAUCACCGUGUGGGACGGUGUCGUGGUGUCUCCACUGGCCCCUGCUUACAGCGAUGCCCCCGAGCCCAUGGACACUGAUGAUAAAGAUGACGAAGGAGUACAAGACGGAGUCGCCGCUUAGGUUUAGUUAUUAAGGAACCUUAUAUUAAAAUUUGUAAUAAUAAAUUUAUAAUUUAAGUACA